Molecule: messenger RNA, 5067 nt
Organism: Suillus paluster
Lineage: Eukaryota; Fungi; Basidiomycota; Agaricomycetes; Boletales; Suillaceae
Product: phospholipid-transporting ATPase 1
Exons: 14
Coding region: 126-4742 (1538 amino acids)
Biological process (GO): phospholipid translocation
Cellular component (GO): plasma membrane
Molecular function (GO): ATPase-coupled intramembrane lipid carrier activity; ATP binding; ATP hydrolysis activity
Source: RefSeq, a predicted model, not a curated record
AGUAACUACAUCAAGCUGUGACCUGUCUUUCCACACUUCGUUCUUUCCUUGAUUUCUAUCCUGCCGUGCUGGUUCUCGGUCUCAGAACCUUCCACGAUACCCGUGGUCACUAAUUCAUAAUUUCAAUGUUCAAGCGAAAUCCAGCAUCAUCCGACAUUGACGAGAAUGACACCAUAGACCCACAACUACGUCUCCGUACCGUGCGCACAGCAGCUUCCACUAUCGCAGAGUCUAUACGCUCGGAGAUCAAAGCGGCAAAGAGGCGAAAUGUUAACCAGAAGAGAUCUCUGUUUUUUCGGAAGAAACCAAAGACUACCGAGUCAGUCCCAUCGGUGGGGCCCUCAGAGGCACCCUCUGCCCCGCAAUCUCGCAUUCAGGGUGCGCGCAGGAAUGUCUAUGUCAACCAACCACUGUCCGCUAUGGAAGCCGAUCAGUAUGGCGAACCACUUGCCCGGUACGCGCGGAACAAAGUUCGCACAAGUAGGUACACACUCUUGACCUUCCUGCCGAAGAACCUCUUUGAACAAUUUCACCGAAUCGCCAAUAUCUACUUUUUGGCGCUCGUGGUUUUCCAACUGUUCCCCGUAUUCGGUGCUGCAUCCGCGCAGACAGCCGCUCUCCCUCUCUUGUUCAUUUUAGUCGUCACAGCAGUCAAGGACGGCGUUGAAGAUUACAGACGAGCUCAACUAGAUGAAGAAGUGAACACGUCUGCAGUGACACGACUAGGGGAGUGGCGUAACAUAAACCAAGCCAUUGAUCCCCGACCAUGGUAUCAACGCCUGCUACACAUAAAUGCUCCUGGAAAAAUCACUCGCGGUGUGCAGAAAUUACGGGAGAAGGAAGCUGGUGAGGGAAAGCAGAUCAUCUUAAGCAAGGGUAGCGAGGGCAGGGGCAGCAUGAGUACCACAGACAUGAACGACAGCAUUACAGCCUUAGGCGGAUCACACCCUCCCACAGGUGCCGGUGGCAGGGAGCUCGAGGACAUCGAGGGCAGCAUUAAUCUAGAAACCCAUACCUACCCUCCAGGGCUCCCAGGCAGACGAGCUUGGAGGCUGGGGUCAGCACAGUAUCAGUCGAUUCCUUCACGGUCAUCUCUGGGCGUGGUAGAUUGGAGCCGGCGCACGAAUGGGACAGCACGCUGGGAGAGGACAUUAUGGAAGAAGCUAGAGGUCGGAGACAUCGUGCUGCUGCGAGAGGAUGAACAGGUUCCUGCUGAUGUCGUCGUAUUGUCGACGUCUGAUGCAGACGGACUGUGCUACCUCGAAACCAAGAACCUUGACGGCGAAACGAACCUCAAGGUACGGAAGGCGCUACAUGCUACCUCAUCCCUCAGCUCGGAAGAAGACAUCGAAAAAUCCUCGUUCGUCCUGGAUUCAGAACCUCCGCACCAGAACUUGUACAUAUACAAUGGGGUUUUGCGAUACACCGACGCUGCCACGGGCGAAUCUCGUAGAGAGGCUGUCAGCAUCAAUGAGCUACUCCUUCGUGGCUGCACCGUGCGGAACACCGCAUGGAUUAUCGGACUGGUCGUCUUCACCGGCCCCGACACCAAGAUCUACUUGAACGGUGGACGGACGCCGUCCAAGCAAUCGAAGAUCGCGAAGGAGACAAACUUCAACGUCAUAGUCAACUUCAUUUUCUUGGUCACCAUCUGUUCUAUAUCAGCGAUCAUCAACGGCGUCAUGGAUGGGCUAACAACCACGAGUACGUAUAUCUACGAACAAGGCGUCGAAUCCUCCAGUUCAAACGUGCUCAACGCGCUCGUUACUUUUGUCUCGUGUCUUAUCGCCUUCCAGAACAUCGUCCCAGUCUCCCUAUUCAUCUCUAUAGAAAUCGUCAAGACCAUCCAAGCCUAUUUCAUCGCUCAAGACUUGGACAUGUACUACAAACCCUUCAACACCGCCUGUGUCCCAAAGAACUGGGGUAUCUCUGACGACCUCGGACAAAUCGAGUACAUAUUCUCCGACAAGACCGGCACGCUGACACAAAACGUGAUGGAGUUCCAAAAAUGCUCGGUGCACGGCGUCAUUUAUGGUGAGGGUGUCACAGAGGCACAACGCGGAGCUGCCACGAGGGAAGGUCGGGCCGACGCAGUAGAACCGGAAGAACUAGCAGAAAAGCUUACAGCGCUCAAAGACACCAUGGUCGCCAAGCUGACGAAGCUAUUCAAGAACCGCUAUAUGCAGGUCAACAAGCUCACGCUCGUCUCGCCCAAGCUCGCAGACGACCUCGCAGACCGCUCGACGGAACAAUAUUCCCACAUCGUCGCGUUUUUCCGUGCCUUGGCGGUGUGUCACUCGGUGUUGGCGGAUAAGCCCGAGCCGCAGGAGCGGCCUUACCAUUUGGAAUACAAGGCUGAGUCCCCUGAUGAGGCUGCACUGGUUGCUGCUGCGCGGGAUGUGGGCUUCCCUUUUGUGGGCAAGCACAAGGACACGAUUGACAUCGAAGUGCUUGGCCAACCCGAACGGUUUACGCAUAUGAAGACGCUCGAGUUCACAAGCACGCGUAAGCGGAUGAGCGUCAUCGUCCGUGCACCCGACGGGCACAUCAUCCUAUACUGCAAAGGGGCGGACAGCGUCAUAUACGAGCGGCUUGCUGCGAACGUGGACCCUGCUUUGAAGGAGAAGACGACCAAGGACAUGGAUUUUUUCGCUAACGGUGGUCUGCGCACGCUCUGCAUCGGUUAUAGAGUACUCGCGGAGGAGGAGUUCUUGCAGUGGCUGCGGAAGUACGAAGCUGCUCAGUCGACUAUUGACAACCGCGACGAGGCUAUUGAAAGUGCAGCGGCUGAGUUGGAACACUCAUUGCAGAUUCUGGGCGCUACGGCUCUAGAGGACAAGUUGCAGGAAGGGGUUCCGGAAGCUAUUGAAAUGCUCCAUCGCGCUGGAAUCAAGCUCUGGAUUCUCACAGGUGAUAAACUGCAAACUGCGAUUGAGAUUGGUUUCAGCUGCAACCUCCUGAAGCAAGAUAUGGAAGUCAUGAUCCUGUCUGCUGACACUCCUGAAGGCACUCUUGCUCAGAUCGAGGCAGGUCUUAACAAGAUGGCGUCGAUGUUGGGCCCACCUACUUCGAAAACAGUGGAACGCGGAUUUGUCCCUGGCACUAAGGCUUCUUUUGCGGUGGUUAUCGACGGUGAUACCCUACAUCAUGCGUUGACGCCUGCUAUCAAGCCUUUAUUCCUUAACCUUGGUACCCAGUGCGAAACGGUUGUAUGCUGCCGUGUCUCACCUGCACAGAAAGCAUUGACCGUAAAGUUGGUCAAGGAGGGUCGGAAGGCGAUGACGCUAUCCAUAGGAGAUGGUGCCAACGACGUCGCCAUGAUUCAAGAAGCCAAUGUUGGUUGUGGUCUGCUUGGACAUGAAGGUUCACAAGCUGCUAUGUCCGCGGAUUAUGCAUUUGGUCAGUUCAGGUUCUUGACGAAGCUGCUGCUCGUCCACGGGAGGUGGUCGUAUCAGCGUAUUGCCGAUAUGCACAGUAAUUUCUUCUACAAGAAUGUUAUCUGGACGUUGGCCAUGUUUUGGUUUAUGCCGUUCUGCUACUUCGACGCAACCUAUCUAUAUGACUACAGCUUUAUUUUGUUUUACAACCUCAUCUUUACUUCACUGCCUGUCAUCGUUCUCGGAUCAUUCGAUCAGGAUAUCAAUGCAAAAGCUGCCCUUGCUUUCCCUCAGCUCUAUGUUCGCGGUAUUAGAGGCUUGGAGUACACACGGACAAAGUUCUGGUUCUACAUGCUCGAUGGUCUUUACCAAUCAGCAGUCGUCUUCUUCAUCCCCUACUUGGUCUGGCAGCUUGGACUAGCCGUAUCAUAUAAUGGCAAAGGAAUCGAUUCGUUGGCGGACUUUGGAACGACCGUCGCGAUCGCUGCCAUUUUUGCAGCGAACACCUACGUCGGGAUGAACACCCACUACUGGACCUACAUCACUUGGAUCGUCGUCAUCGGGUCGUCCCUUGUCAUGAUCCUUUGGAUCGUGAUCUACUCGGUCCUUCCGGUCAACACCUUCUUCUCUUCCACGGAUGGGUUUAUAGACGAGGUGGAGAUCCUCUUCAGCAAUGUCACGUUCUGGGCGACGGUCGUUUUCUCCGUCUUGGUGGCACUGGCGCCCCGGUUCCUCAUCAAGUUUUUCAAAUCGACCUACAUGCCCUUGGAUAAAGACAUCGUCCGUGAGAUGUGGGUCGGAGGCGAUCUUAAAGACCGUCUGGGAAUCCGACACCGCAAGGAGUUGAAGAACAAACGUGUCGUUGACCUUGAGACUGCACCGAUGUUCCGCGAACCUCAUGCUCGUUCAGCGUCAGAAUUAGCUCUACAGCAAGUUUAUGAACCGACGGCUGCAAGAUCACUCGCAGGUUCUGACGCCAGUGGCAAGAGUCCUGAUGAUAACAGCGCAGAGCUAGUCCCCCAACACCCCUUUUCGCAUUCGCCGAACUCACACUCCCUGAGCCCUGAGCCUCCCGUUCCCAAACUAGAUUACUCACGCCAUGCUUAUUCCCCCUCCGCCAAGGCCGAGUCAUAUGAGCUGCAGGUGCGGCAUCCAUCCCCCCCCUCGCGUGAUUGGUCCCAAUCCCCUUCGGGUCUGCAGAAACCUACACAUCCUCAUCCCUCGGCGCCUGGCCAAGAACCCCUCGUUCAGCUUCAACCAGAGCCCUUUCAUGAUCCCGAUGCUGGAGAAGGUCGGUAUCGACCAAAAGAAUCCGAUCGAGAAGACCACGGAGACAUCUCAUGGGACGGGCCGCGGGUACUAUGACAUCUUAGACUUUUGGGCUGCCACAGAUGUCGAUGUAUCAUAAGAGAGACGUUGUGAAACUGUUGUACUCACCUUUGCUUUCGUUCUGACCUGUCUACAUCUUUAACGCUCUUCUGCGUUUCGCAUGGAUUAUCUUUGCCAGCUUCUUUUGGUAACAUUUUGCAUUUACAUGGACUCAUAGUCGGUACUGAGAUGGCCAUUCCUAUCUAUUAUCCUGCGCUUUUUCGCUGUCCAGGGUGAAGACUUUUGCACAAUUCUGAUCUAUUACAAGCCAUAACUUGAAACACAGGGAUAGCACUGGUCAUCGACUUCGUGUUCCUAGGAG